This is a messenger RNA of Solanum stenotomum, 3078 nucleotides long. Its product is annotated as LRR receptor-like serine/threonine-protein kinase GSO2. The transcript has a single exon. Lineage: Eukaryota; Viridiplantae; Streptophyta; Magnoliopsida; Solanales; Solanaceae. Gene Ontology annotation, molecular function: receptor serine/threonine kinase binding. The record is from RefSeq and is a predicted model, not a curated record. Bases 1 to 3078 code for a protein of 1025 amino acids.
AUGUGGUUAAAGAAAGAUUUCAUUAUAUUUGCUACUCUAUUUUACCAUUUUUCGAUCGUUUAUAGUUGUCAUGAAACAGAAAGAUCAGCUCUGUUAAGCUUCAAAUCCUUGCUGACUGAUCCAUCUAACCGUUUAUCUUCAUGGCAAGGUGGAUAUUGUUGCAAUUGGAAAGGAAUCAAGUGCUCGAGUUCAGGUCAUGUUGUAGUUGUCAACCUUCGGAAUCCUAAUCCAGUUGAAGUCAUGAUCAAUAUCAAUAAGGAAGUUGUUACAAAUUCUAAAAACACGUCUGAGUUUUCUCUUAAAGGUAAUAUAUCUCCAUUGCUCUUUACUCUUGACCAUAUGCGACAUCUCGACCUGAGUUUCAACAACUUCAUGUACUCAAAGUUACCUGUUGAGAUAUCGAACUUAACAAAGUUGACUUAUCUCAAUCUGUCGAAUGCCAUGUUUCAAGAUUCCAUAGCCACGCAAUUCUCAAACCUUACAUCUCUAAGGUCUCUUGAUCUUUCGUGUGCUAAUUUAGUACCUGAUUUUUCUUCUGUUUCUGUUAGCUUGACAUUUCCACUGAGGUUGGAUUUUGGCUCAUUGUUUUCUUUUAUAAGCUAUGGUUAUUUGUCUAGUCCAAAUCUUAGGUGGUUACAAGGACUCCGACGUCUCAGAUAUCUAGUAUUGACUGGAGUUGAUCUAUCAAAGGCGUCCGAAUUAUUUCAUUGGGCUAAACCAAUAUCAAGCCUUUCAAAUCUCAAGUCACUUCAUUUGUCCAGCUGCAAUAUUUCAGGAAGAGUUCCUAUAGGGCAAUUACUUAACCUUACUAAUCUUGCUACUCUAGAUAUGAGUUCUAACGUUCUAACAUCCUCGAUACCUGAUCUUCUAUCGAACCUCAGUACCCUCUCGGUUCUUGAUUUUAGUAGCAAUGAUUUAGAUGGUCAUAUCUCUUACAUUCCUCAACUCAAAGAACUUUCUGUUUCUGGCAAUCCUGCUAUGACCAUAGAUCUUGUUUCAAUGUUUUCUGCUCCGUGGCCGCAGUUGACAUUUCUUGACAUAAGCUUUGUUCGUGUAGCUGGAAUGAUUCCUCCUUCUUUAAGCAACUCAUCUUCAUUAUCCUUUUUCCGAGCUGAUGGAUGUUCGAUCCAAGGGUCAAUACCUUCUUCUGUCACAAAACUUAAGAAAUUAAGUGUACUGAUGCUGAAUGACAACGAUAUCACAGGCCAACUUCCUGUAUCCAUGUCCAGUUUAGUAAGCCUUCAAUACUUAUCUAUGUCUCAGAACAGAUUAGAAGGUCACAUACCCAUUUCAAUCUGUCAAAUCGCCUCCCUCAAGUACCUGAAUUUAGAAUGGAACGAUCUAACAGGACGUCUUCCGUUGUGCAUACUUCAGCUUCCGAAACUUUCAUCUCUUUAUAUUCAGAGGAAUAGACUGAAUGGUAAUAUGCCAUUGUCUUUGUUCCGAAAGUCUAGAUUAGAUGAAAUUAGUUUAGGAACUAGUGGAUUGUCAUUGGAAAUCAAUGAUCAAGAUCAACUCUUCGUGCAAACGUUCCAGCCCAAGAUUUUGGAUUUCACAUCUUGCAACAUGAGAGGAGAAAUCCCGGAUUUCUUUUCGAAUUUUACAAGCCUCGUGGUUUUGAAUUUCGCUAACAACAGUUUAUCGGGAGCCAUACCACACUGGUUGUUCAAUCUCCCUUCCCUCUCUAUACUAUCUUUGCCUAUGAAUAACUUCAGGGGAAUUAUACCUCCAAUGAUUCAGCUGAAAUCUUCUCAUUUCCCAACAAUAGUAAAUUUAGCCAGAAACAAACUUCAAGGUCCUCUCCCUUCUCAGCUCGAGAAUGUUAACGUCAUUGAUCUGUCACUUAACAAUUUUGUAGGCUCGAUUCCAUCACGGAUAGGAGAAGUUCCCGGUAUCAGGUCCAUAUCUUUAUCCGGAAACACAAUUCAUGGUCUAAUACCUGAAUCAUUUUGCCAAGCGACUAACGUUCUCCAGGUUCUUGAUCUCUCUAAUAAUAGCUUGUCAGGCACCAUUCGACGUAAUUUGGGAAACUGCAAGUCUCUCAUUUACCUUAAUCUUGGACAAAACAAGCUCACUGGAAGUGUUCCAAAAGAAUUUGAACGCGUUACAAGCCUUCGUUACCUUGACCUGAAUGGAAAUAAGCUAGAAGGAUCUUUUCCAAAAAUGAUUGAAAACUUUCAAGAUUUGGAGAUUCUGAUCUUGGCAGGCAAUAGAUUUGAAGGACCGAUACCAAACUUCAUCGGUGAGCUACACAGCCUCCGUAUACUCGUUCUUUCAUCAAACAUUUUCAAUGAAUCUAUCCCAGAAGGGCUAAUGAAGUUGGAAAAUCUACAAUAUAUCGGUUUGUCCAGGAACAAUCUGUCCGGUCCCAUUCCUGAGAAUCUCGAUGGCAUGAAAAUGAUGACGAAAAGGAAAAAUGAGGCAACCAUCUUAGGUUAUGUUUACUCCCUCAAGUUCACUGGUGCACAGCUAGAAAUAGUCACCAAAGGACAGAUACAUUGGCUUGAAACAGUGUAUUCCUACAACACUGGAUUCGACGUCUCGAGCAAUGCUCUUACUGGUAAAAUCCCUGAAAAAAUUGGCCUUUUAAGUGGAAUCCCAUUCUUGAAUCUCUCACAUAACAAUCUUUUUGGACUGAUCCCAAAGACUAUUGGCGAUAUGAUUUCACUCGAGUCGUUGGAUCUUAGCUACAACCAUUUCAGAGGUGAAAUUCCAGUGACAUUGGCAUUGUUAGAUUUUCUCCAACAUCUCAACAUGUCCUACAACAAUUUGAGUGGACGGGUUCCAAGGAAUCCACAUUUCGACACUUUGUAUCAAGACGGAGCAGCAUAUAUCGGAAACAAAUACCUAUGUGGUACUCCUGAUGGGAUGAACUGCAGUAACAAUGGUCCCUCUAUCAUCACUGAAACUACAGAGAACGAAUACGAUCAAGAAAAUGUCCUGUUUGUUCUAGUUAUAUUUUUUGGCUAUGUAACAGGCAUUUCUGGAUUGUUUUUGCUCUUAUAUUUGAUGAAGGACAAUUGGAGGAACAAAUACUGGAGGGCAAUAGACAGAAUUGUGUUAAAAAUAGUAAAAUAG